This is a messenger RNA of Danio rerio (zebrafish), 3445 nucleotides long. Lineage: Eukaryota; Metazoa; Chordata; Actinopteri; Cypriniformes; Danionidae. The record is from RefSeq and is a predicted model, not a curated record.
GUGUGAGAGAUGAACUGGAGCUGAGCGGCGGAGUGUGUGUUCAGUCAUCAUGCUGAUUAAAGAGUACCGCAUCCCGAUGCCCCUGAGUGUGGAGGAGUACCGCAUCGCCCAGCUCUACAUGAUCCAGAAGAAGAGUCGUGAGGAGAGCGAGGGCGAGGGCAGCGGUGUGGAGAUCCUGGAGAACCGGCCCUACACCGACGGCCCUGGCGGAUCCGGACAAUACACACGCAAGGUGUACCACAUCGGCCAGCACAUCCCCAGCUGGUUCCGCUCCAUCCUGCCCAAAGCAGCGCUGCGCGUGGAGGAGGAGUCCUGGAACGCAUACCCAUACACACGCACACGACACACGUGUCCAUUCGUGGAGAAGUUCUCCAUCGACAUCGAGACCUACUAUAAACCAGACACGGGCUCUCAGAACGACGUCUUCAACCUGUCUUCUGCUGAGAAGAGGCAGCGGGAUAUCGAUCCCAUCGAUAUCGUGAAAGAUUUCAUCGCCCCUCAUGAGUAUCUGGUGGAGGAGGACCCCAAACUCUACAAGUCCAACAAGACGCAGCGCGGCCCGCUGUCUGACGACUGGAUCACCGAAAUCAACAACAACCCCGGGAAGACCCCCGUCAUGUGUGCGUACAAGCUGUGCAAAGUGGAGUUUCGCUACUGGGGGAUGCAGUCCAAGAUUGAGCGCUUCAUUCAUGACGUGGGGCUGAGGAAGGUGAUGGUGCGAGCACACCGGCAGGCGUGGUGUUGGCAGGACGAGUGGUACGGUCUGACUAUGGAGGACAUCCGUCAGCUGGAGCUGGAGACGCAGUUGGCGCUGGCGCAGAAGAUGGCGCAGUACAGCGAGGAGGCGGAGGGCGGCGGCGCCCCCUGCGGGCAGCAGAAGGAGAGCGAGGAGCCCGCGGAGAGCAGGGGCAGCAGGGUGGAGGCGGACGGGGAGGCACGGAGUGGGGGUGACACACUGCAGGCCCGUGGGGAGCUCACCAAACAGUGGUCCACCUCAUCCAGAUCCUCACGCUCAUCCAAAAGAGGAGGAAGUCCCUCUCGUCACAGUAUCUCUGAGUGGCGGAUGCAGAGCAUCGCUCGAGACUCUGAGGACAGCACAGACGACGAGUUCUUCGACGCUCACGAGGACUUCUCUGAUAACGAGGAGAUCUUCGCUAAAGAGAUCACCAAGUGGAGCUCCAACGACCUGAUGGACAAGAUCGAGACGGCGGAAGCGGAGGAGGCUCAGGAGGAUUUAUUUCAGGAGUCUGGAGGAGAGUUUUCUGGGACGACCGGUGUGGAGCGACUACAUGAGGACAGUGAGCUGUUGUCUCCAGGCAUCAUCAUCAACUGUAGCGGCUCUGGCGGCAGCAGUAACAGCGCUCUGUCUCUAGAGGGCAGCCGUCACCUGAGCCGCAGCAACAUCGACAUCCCGCGCUGCAGCGCUGCAGACGAACACAAGAAGCAGCUGCCGCGCAAACGCAGCGACUCGUCAACGUACGAGAUCGACACCAUCAAACAACACCAGGCCUUCCUCAGCAGUCUUCACUCCAGUGUUCUGCGCACUGACCCGGCCUCUCGGCGCUCCAGCAGCAGCACUAUGUUGGAAGGCGGCGGCGCUCUGGGAAAGUUUGACUUCGAGGUUUCCGACUUCUUCCUGUUCUGUGUCACCUGCGUCCAGCGUGUCAGCAGGUGUAUAAUCUCUUCCACCCGGCCGACCCGUCUGCCUCCCGCCUGGAGCCGCUGCUGGAGAAGCGCUUCCACCUCAUGCCUCCGUUCAGCGUUCCCCGAUACCAGCGCUUCCCUCUGGGGGACGGCCAGUCUGCACUGCUGGUGGAAACCGUCCAGAGUAACCCUCACCUCCUGUUGGAGAGUGUGAGCUGUGCUGCGCAGCGCUGUCCUGAUGGCGUCAGCGAGACCUCCAUCCCCGUCCCUGUGCUCAACUGGCAGAACAGCGCGCCCGCCACCGCCGCCGAGACGGACGUCAUGCAGUCUCACGGCCUCAUGUUUUCCGAGCACUCGAACCCGUCGUCUCCGGCGGCCAUUCCAGCGUUUCGAGGAGCGCGGCGGGCGAGCGAGACCAGCAUCGCCAGCCAGGUGUCAGGACUCGCAGACAGCUACACCGCUAGCAACAUCGCUAACAGUGAUGAGACAUGAGAACUCCAGCAUCCUGGAGCUGGAUGGGAAGGAGGUGUCAGAGUUCACUCCGUCCAAACCGCGAGAGAAGUGGAUAAGGAAGAGGACGCAUGUGAAGAUCAGGAAUGUGACGGCGAACCAUCGUGUCAAUGAUGCUGUGUUCACAGAGGACGGAAAUCAGGUGGUCACGGGACGCUUCAUGUACGGCCCGCUGGACAUGGUCACGCUGACCGGAGAGAAGGUGGACGUGCACAUCAUGACGCAGCCGCCGUCAGGUGAGUGGGUGUACUUCAGCACAGAGCUGACCAACAGCAGCGGCCGGGUCUUUUACGAGAUCCCCGACAGCAAACGCCUGAGCAUAGGAGUGUAUCCUGUGCACUGGCAGGAUCUGGGUUAUCUGAUCGUGUAUGUGACGGGCCGGCCGGACAUGCAGAAGCAGAGGGUGGUGGCGUGGCUCUCGCAGCAUAAUUUCCCGCAUGGGAUCGUGUCGUUCUGCGAUGGACUGGUGCACGACCCGCUGCGGCACAAGGCCAACUUCCUGAAGACCCUCGUCACAGAGGCUCAUAUGAAGAUCUUCGCUGCUUACGGCUCCACCAAGGACAUCUCUGUGUACACGUCACUCGGCCUGCCGCCGGCACAGAUCUACAUCGUGGGCCGACCCACCAAGAAGAUGCAGCACCAAUGCCAGUUCAUCACGGACGGGUACGCGUCUCACCUGUCCCAGCUGGAGUAUAAUCAGAGAUCCAGACCUGCCAAGACCGGCAGCACCCGCAUGGUUCUGCGCAAGGGCAGCUUCGGGCUGGGCAGCGGAGACUUCCUGCGGAAGAGGAACCACCUGCUGCGCACCAUCUCCAGCCAGCCCUCGCCCACCACACCACUGCCGGCGGCCCGACCCGAGCGCGCCCAGAGCCAGUCGGAGUGUGACCGCGAGCGGGCCGAGCGAGCCCAGAGGAGCAUGAGCAUCGCCGCCGGCUGCUGGGGGCGGAGCACCAAACUGGAGGGUGGAGCCUUGAGCCCCAAAUAGGAUCCACCCACCGCCCUUCCCUGAGUUCCGCAGGAUCCGGACAGUGUGACCGCAGACUCUCACCACUGCUGCAUGGAGAUCUUCAUUUCAGUCCGGCACACACACCUGCUGCAGGAGCCCCGAGCGGGCCAGGGGCUGCUGACCAAUCACUGAGUGUGUGUGUGCGGACUCUCCUCACCUGUGUGUGUAUUUACAUGUGUGUGUGACUCCUCUGACCUGCUCAGGACAGCCAUGAACAGAGGAGCGCACACACACACACACACACACACACACACACACACACACAGCCGUCCAGAUCAGCUCCAG